Messenger RNA from Episyrphus balteatus (marmalade hoverfly), 1461 nucleotides. RefSeq lists its product as uncharacterized. Bases 1 to 1461 code for a protein of 486 amino acids. Lineage: Eukaryota; Metazoa; Arthropoda; Insecta; Diptera; Syrphidae. The record is from RefSeq and is a predicted model, not a curated record. The transcript is spliced from 2 exons.
AUGCAAGCCCAUGAGAAUAAUUCAAAACACCAAGAAUGUGUUCAUACCCUUAUUAGUAGACGCCGUAUUCAUGGACGAAUUGACACCUCUUUGGAAAUUUCCAUCACCAAAGAAAGAGAAUAUUGGACACAAAUUUUACAAAGAGUAGUAUCGGUCAUCAAAUUUGUAUCAUCUCGUGGAUUGCCAUUUCGUGGGGAUGAUGAAAUUCUUGGUUCUCAGCAUAAUGGUUACUAUUUGGGAAUUUUAGAAUUACUCGCCGAGUAUGAUCCUUUUCUUAGUGCUCAUUUAGCUAAAUAUGGCAAUAAAGGAAAAGGAAGACCAUCAUAUUUGUCUUCAACAAUUUGUGAGGAAUUGAUUGAAAUAUUGGGAAACCGGGUUUUAGAAUUUAUUGUGAACGAAAUUAUCGAAGCUAAAUAUUUCUCCAUAAGUGUCGAUUCCACACCAGACAUUUCUCAUACUGACCAGUUGACUGUAGUGCUGAGAUAUGUCAAGUCAAACGGAGAAGUAGCAGAACGUUUUCUGGCCUUUAUUCCAAUGGCCAGUCAUAAAGGGGAAGAACUAGCAGAAGCAAUUUUGAAAUUUUUAAAUAAAUGUGCAGCGCAUUCCCUAAAUUUGGUGGGAGUGCGUGCUGCAGAGUGUUGCAUUGGUGCAAUAAGUUUUUUUGGAUUUGUGCACACCUUGUAUAACUUUUUCUCCGCAUCAACUCAUCGCUGGGGAAUAAUGCAAAAUAACAUUGAAAACGGAUUAGUUCUAAAAAAAGUAUCUUUUACAAGGUGGUGUGCUAGAGCCGACGCAACGAAAGCUUUAUCAAAAGGUUUCCUCGAUUUUCAGAAAGCUUUGCAGUCUAUUAUUGAAGACAAAACACAAACAACACAAACAAUUCACGAGGCUCGUUGUUUGAUCAAAGAAUUUGAAAAAAAAGAAAAUGUAAUAAUGAAACUUUUCUGGAAUGCCAUACUGGAUCGGAUAAAUGCAGUAAGCAAAUCCCUACAACAUCCAGCCAUCGAACUUACAACAGCAGUCGAUCUUUUAAAAUCGCUCUUUCAUUUUUUGGCAUCGCAGCGGGAAUUGUUUGAUGAGUAUGAAAUGCAGGCAAACCAAAAAACCAACAUCGAAUACAGUGAUGGAAAUCAGAGGGUUAAAGGAAGAAAAAAGUAUCAUGAUGAAGGAAGUGGAGAAGAAGUCUUACUGAAUGGAAAACAAAAGUUUAAAAUUGAAACGUAUUUGCCAAUAUUAGAUAUGCUGUACGGAGAAUUAUCGCGAAGAUUAAAAGCCUAUGAGGAAAUUAAUUCUCUCUUCGGAUUUUUAACAGAUUUCAUGACAAAGACGAACCAAGAGAUCAAAGACGCAUAUGAGGCGUCGCCAACCAUAAUAACUGCAACUUCAUUGACAGUUGGAGCAUUAUGUCUGCCUGGGUGCUCUCCAUAUGGUACUUUGUCGGGUUUAAUGACAAUCAUAUAA